AUGCACCCUGACCUUGUGCAGGGGGUUCGACCAAUAAAAGCUGUGGGUCAACUCUCAAACGUUAUCACCAUCGGGUCAACUUCGGUUGACUCAUUUGUUAGAAAGAGAAUGAAUUCCAAAGAAAAUACCGCCGGUGGCCCUUGCGCAGACAUGCAUCGCAGCACAAGCACGGUGAUCCGAAUUCCUUCCAUUAUACCCCCAAACUUCCUUCAGAAGUUAUGCGUGCACUAUCGAAAGGCCCGUUUACGUGCGCUGCAAACUGACCCAUCCGCGUUUUCUUCGACUUAUGAACGUGAGGUCCAAUUUCAGGAUAACGACUGGAUCAAAAGAUUGCUCAAUCCACUGGCUCAAAGUUUUGUGGCGUUAGUCAAGAGCGAUAAUCUUUCUCCCGCUGGGAACUCGAUAUGGGACGAAAGUGAUAAAAGUUCUAAAAGUGGUGUUGAUCAUGAUCAUCUACAAUUAUUGUCUGAAAAUGAAUGGGCUGGGAUGAUAGUGUUGAUGGGCCCCAAAGUGCUUGCUGUGGACGGCUCCGAGUCUGGAAACCCAUUGAACGCGUUUCAUUCCAUGGGAGCAGCUGAGGCGCCAGAUGCUGUUUCUUUUGCUGGGAGAGAGCUUGCGUACAUUGCGGCGUCGAUGUUCGUUUUGCCGGAGGCGCGCAGGCAAGGGAUCGGUCGCAGACUCAUCGCUGAAAGCUGGCAAGCUGUUAAGAAGGAUGCUAUGGCUCUCAGUGCCCUGAAACUAAACAUAUGCCUUUUAGUAGCUGGUGAAAAUGAACCCGCUAUCCAGCUAUAUCGCACCUGCGGGUUUGAUAUUUUACCAGGAAAUCUAGGAUUGGAAAAUAAAAGUACAACUGUAGCCAUGGUAAAGAUGACUGAACUAUAA
Ophidiomyces ophidiicola is the source of this 882-nucleotide messenger RNA. RefSeq lists its product as uncharacterized. The transcript has 2 exons. The record is from RefSeq and is a predicted model, not a curated record. Gene Ontology annotation, molecular function: acyltransferase activity, transferring groups other than amino-acyl groups. Lineage: Eukaryota; Fungi; Ascomycota; Eurotiomycetes; Onygenales; Onygenaceae. Bases 1 to 882 code for a protein of 293 amino acids.